AGUCAAAACAAAUCGAAAACUCAUACAUGGAAAGUGAGCCAAAUUAUUAAAGUUUUUAUAAAUAAAAUACAUAGAAAUGACCAAAUUCAAUAAAGAGCUAUUAAUAAACCUCAUAGCGGAGUUUCUUGCCAGCAUGCUUGUGCAAUUUGCGGGCUGUGGUGUUACUAAUUAUUGGUCCGGCAGUUGGUCAAAAGGUUGGUCAAUGGCGUAUUUACCAUACGCUGUUGGCUGGGGAGGCUCCGUGAUUGCGGCAACUCAAGCGUUUCGAAUAUUGUCUGGAGCGCAUAUUAAUCCGUGCAUUUCCAUUGCCGCUAUGAUAAUGCAACAAGUGGAAGUUCUCGAUGGUUUCUUGUAUAUAUUGAUGCAAUUACUAGGCUCUGCUGCAGGAUUCGGUGUCGCCUACGGCAUCGUUCGACGCGAUAACGCGUCCGGAUUUUGCGUGACCCGAAUUUCUAUCGAUCCCUGGUGGAAAUCGAUACUGCUCGAGUUUUAUAUGACUGGAGCUUGGGUGCUGGCCAUGUGUGCAUCGUGGAAUGUGGCUAAUGAGGAGUUGUUGGAGACAAUAUCAUUGCGGAUAGGCAUUGUGGUCGCCGCUAGCACUUUGGCGGGUGGUGGUUACACUGGCGCCAGCAUGAAUCCAUUCCGUUCGCUGUGGCCUGCGAUUGCAGAUAGCUUUUGGGAUUACAUUUACAUUUACAUGGUGGUGCCGCCAAUUACUGCUGCACUUUUGGCAGUAGCGUGGCGUUUCCUCUAUCUGCAAGGUGACAUUGAGUCGAGCACCACCAAGAAGGGUGGCGACGAAUAAGCGGAUGGCGCCAGAAAUAGAAUCGUGACUAUUUUUCCAUACAUUUAACAUAGAUGGCGCCUAAAACAGAAAAGCUUAAAACUUCGACACAUAUAACAUAGAUGGCAUAAUAAAUAGAAGACUGACAAAAUGUCCAUACAAUUAAC
This is a messenger RNA of Drosophila nasuta, 951 nucleotides long. Its product is annotated as aquaporin AQPAe.a-like. Bases 77 to 805 code for a protein of 242 amino acids. NCBI's taxonomy places the organism in Eukaryota, Metazoa, Arthropoda, Insecta, Diptera, Drosophilidae. Gene Ontology annotation, cellular component: plasma membrane. Gene Ontology annotation, molecular function: channel activity. The record is from RefSeq and is a predicted model, not a curated record. Gene Ontology annotation, biological process: transmembrane transport. The transcript has 3 exons.